AUGAGUAACGAAGGUGAGAAGCCUACAAUUGCUCAAGAUGACGCUGAUGCUCUUGGUGAAUUACUUGAUAGCAGUGCCAAAUCUUUCGCCCCACGUAAAACUGUAACUGAUGACGAACUAGAUGAACUUAUGGAUCGUGCCGAUCAAGCUGCGGCUCAAAAAGCCGCCACACAAUUCAAAAGUUUCUUAGAUGAGAUGGUCACAGUUCAAGAGGCGGCUUUCAAACAAAUGGCAGAGAACGGCGAAACCCCUUCCGAAGAAGAGGAUGAAGAGACUAAAAAUAUGGUUGCUGCCAUGAAGCAAUUAAUGUCUUGCGCGGGACAGGUAGCGAAUGCUAGUAAUGAACAAGAAUUCAUGGAGGGAAUGCAAAUGUUACACGACCCUGACUCUUCCUUUGAGCCUCUCAUGAAUGUGUUUAUGGAGAGUUUUGUAACAAAGGAAGUAAUGUAUCCACCUCUUAAAGAAUUAUGUGAGAAGUAUCCGGCUUAUUUGGCGGAAAACAAAGAAAAGCUUGAUGCGGAGACUUAUGCCGUCUACGUGAAACAACAUGAGACAAUCAGCUUGAUUUGCGCCGAAUUCGAGAAAGAACCUGAACAGCCAGCAGGCACCUCAACAUCGCCCGAGCAAAGUGCUGAUCAACCAAACCGAGUAGCUAUAGAGAAAAUCGGCAGGAUGCUCGUAGAUCUUCAGAGUCAUGGAUAUCCACCAGCAGAAUUACUCGGAGACAUGCCUGAAGGAUGGGGUGUUGGAGAGAACGGAGCUCCACACGUGGAGAAUGCCGAUCAAGCAGCUAGUCAAUGCAAUUUGAUGUGA
Molecule: messenger RNA, 813 nt
Organism: Auanema sp. JU1783
Lineage: Eukaryota; Metazoa; Nematoda; Chromadorea; Rhabditida; Rhabditidae
Source: the annotation of a GenBank genome assembly